UCCUCCACUUCCCUCCUUCCUUUAUCCUUCCGCCCCGUGACAAUGUUCUCCUCUGAGGAUUUCUGGAACUCCACCAAGCGUCUCAGGAUCAACGAGUCUGAUCUGAACUCCUCGCUGGACGGGCACAGGGACAGCGAGGAUGAGGAAGAGCAGCACCCCUUCCUCACGGACGCCUGGCUCGUCCCUCUCUUCUUCUCCCUCAUCAUGCUGGUCGGCCUGAUGGGCAAUUCUCUGGUCAUCUAUGUUAUCUCCAAACACCGGCAGAUGAGAACUGCCACCAACUUCUACAUAGCAAACCUGGCGGCCACUGACAUCAUCUUCCUGGUGUGCUGUGUCCCCUUCACCGCCACCCUCUACCCUCUCCCCGGAUGGAUCUUCGGGGAAUUCAUGUGCAAAUUUGUUGCCUUUCUUCAGCAGGUGACAGUGCAAGCUACCUGUAUCACCCUGACCGCCAUGAGUGGAGACCGCUGUUAUGUCACUGUCUACCCUCUCAAGUCCCUCCGCCACCGCACACCAAGAGUUGCGAUGAUUGUCAGCAUCUGCAUUUGGAUAGGCUCCUUCAUCCUGUCUACUCCCAUUUUCAUGUACCAGCGUAUUGAGGAGGGAUACUGGUAUGGUCCCAGGCAAUACUGCAUGGAGAGAUUUCCCUCAAAGACACAUGAGAGGGCCUUCAUUCUCUACCAGUUUAUAGCUGCCUACCUGCUCCCCGUCCUUACUAUCUCCUUCUGCUACACACUGAUGGUGAAGAGGGUGGGCCAGCCAACGGUAGAGCCUGUAGAUAACAACUACCAGGUCAACCAGUUGUCUGAGAGGACACUCAGCAUACGGAGCAAAGUCUCAAAGAUGGUGGUGGUUAUUGUCCUACUGUUCACAGUCUGCUGGGGUCCCAUCCAGUUCUUUGUCCUCUUUCAGUCCUUCUAUCCUAACUACCGGCCCAAUUAUGCCACCUACAAGAUCAAGACAUGGGCCAACUGUAUGUCUUAUGCCAACUCCUCUGUCAACCCAAUUGUCUAUGGUUUCAUGGGAGCCAGUUUCCAAAAGUCCUUCAAGAGGACUUUCCCUUUUCUAUUCAAACACAAGGUCAGAGAUGGCACCAACACUUCCAGGACCGCCAAUGCCGAGAUCAAGUUUGUUGCUGCAGAGGAAGGCAACAACAACAACAACGAUGCGAAUUAA
This is a messenger RNA of Lampris incognitus (smalleye Pacific opah), 1176 nucleotides long. RefSeq names its product KISS1 receptor a (gene kiss1ra). Gene Ontology annotation, cellular component: membrane. Gene Ontology annotation, molecular function: G protein-coupled peptide receptor activity. The record is from RefSeq and is a predicted model, not a curated record. The transcript has 5 exons. Bases 43 to 1176 code for a protein of 377 amino acids. Gene Ontology annotation, biological process: neuropeptide signaling pathway. NCBI's taxonomy places the organism in Eukaryota, Metazoa, Chordata, Actinopteri, Lampriformes, Lampridae.